Messenger RNA from Symsagittifera roscoffensis, 1339 nucleotides. Its product is annotated as vesicular integral-membrane protein VIP36-like. The coding region runs from base 83 to 1087 and encodes 334 amino acids. The record is from RefSeq and is a predicted model, not a curated record. Gene Ontology annotation, biological process: endoplasmic reticulum to Golgi vesicle-mediated transport. The transcript has 3 exons. Gene Ontology annotation, molecular function: D-mannose binding. Gene Ontology annotation, cellular component: COPII-coated ER to Golgi transport vesicle; endoplasmic reticulum membrane; Golgi membrane. NCBI's taxonomy places the organism in Eukaryota, Metazoa, Xenacoelomorpha, Acoela, Convolutidae.
AAGUUACUCCAGAUGCGGUUUUUUGUUUAAUCAUUCAGUAAUUCGUUUGUUAAUAAGAAGUAGUUUGUGCUUUAGACUAAAAAUGAACAGACGCUGUAUGUCAGUGUGUUUUGCUCUCCUUGUUUUAUACCCGCUGCAUCUGAGUGGUGUUGUGACGGCUGAUCCGUCUGCAGACGACACGAAGACGUUUUACGAGGAUGGUCUGAGUCUGACCAAACCUUUUCAGCAAGAGUUUGCAUGGGACAUAUCGGGAUCUACGAUGAUCACGGAUAAGUACAUCAGACUGACACCGGACCAGAAGAGUCAGCAGGGAUCCAUCUGGUCCAAGCAUACAAUGAGACAACCAUAUUGGGAGGCUAUAGUGACUUUCCGAGUGCAUGGAAAGGGAAAAACUCUCUUUGGGGAUGGUUUUGCGCUUUGGUACACACAAGAACGCAUGAUGCAGGGUCCUGUUUUUGGAUGCAAAAAUGGCUUCAAAGGUCUAGGAAUGUUCUUCGACACCUACUCGAAUCACCAGGGCGAACAUAAUCAUGCACAUCCAUUUGUAUCUGGCAUGGUCAGUAAUGGAUCUCUGUUGUAUGAUCACGAUAGUGACGGAACUCAUACGCAGUUGGAUGGAUGUCAUAUGCCGUUCAGAAAUCCGGAUGGCGAUACUGCCGUAAGAAUCCGCUACUUCAAAGACACCAUAACUGUGCAUACAGACUUGGACAACUCAGGUCAAUGGAAACUGUGCUUUGAAUCCGAAGGUGUAAUCUUGCCCGUCCACUACUAUUUCGGAAUGUCAGCAGUCACAGGAGAUCUUUCCGACAACCACGAUAUCACCUCGUUUAAGGUGUUCAGCAUACCUUACGAGAUGAGCUUCAAACCUGAGAUGGCAAUGUUGCGUUCCAUCCCCCGAGCUAUGAAGUUUGACACUCCGAGGAAGCGAGUGGACUCCAAAGACUCAUUGCUUUCGAGUACCUUCAGGUCUCCUAUCAAGACGUUCUUAGUAUCAGUGGUGGUAAUUGUCGGUGCUGUUUUUGCAAUUGCAGUUGCCUAUUUGUUCUACAAAGACAGAGAGGAGAAAAAGAUGAAACGAUUUUACUGAGAACAAAACAGAACCGAGAUAUCAUUCAGUCUAAAACGGAAAUGAGUUCGCAAAUUUAGAUAACCCAAAUUGUAGUGCUAUAAAUUUUUCAAGUGUAGUGAAAUGUGGGCUGAUCAUUUUGGUGGGCAUCGUUGAUUAUUUGUCGUUAAUUUAAACUCUUUUUCGUGUAAAUUAUGCUUUUAUUUACUUUCAUGGUUUUCAAGACCAUGUUGAUGUACCUUAUAUAACUUUGACAAAAAACCUUUUCAUAAA